AUGGUGGAGCAAGAAAAGCAAGAAGACAUAGAUGUUGAUGGGCCAUCGAUAGCUUCUGUUCAAUUGAAUGAUAAAUUUGUACACACACAAUAUAAUGAAUAUAGAAACAUUAGUAAUAAUAACUUAGCGGAAGCAGAUACACAAGCAAGUAUGAGCGAGAAGGAGAAUGAUGAUAAAAUUAUGACGAAGGAUGAAAAUAUUGUGGUAGACAACGCUAUGACGGGUAUAAGCAAAGAUAUUGACGAGCAAAUGUCAAAGUUAGAAAUAAAGGAUACAACGGGAACCACAGAUAUGUCAACACGGUCACAGCGAGUAGAUGCUGAUGGUUCGAUCGAGGGUAGUACUGAAGCUGAACAGGUUGCUGACAACGAAUCAGUGAUCUCUGAGGAAGAGGAGGUUGUUACAGAUAACUCACAGAGUAUGGAUGAGAAUGAUGAGGUUGUAGAUAGCGAAGUAGAAAGCGUAGAGGACUCCAAUAGUGAGUACGAGAGUGAGAGUGACUAUGAAAGUGGCAGUGGCAGUGGGUCGAACGUUGAAGGAGAUUCAGAUGUGGAUUCGGAAUCCGAUGUUAGUGACUCAGUGCCACGGAGACGCCGGCGUGUACGCGAAAGCCUGAACGAAAGCGAUGUCGAGAGUGAAGGCGAAGAUGGUGAAGCGGAGGUACUCAGUGAUAGUGACCAAGAACAAGAACAAGAAUCCGAAGCAGAAAGCGUGUAUAGUGAUGACAGUCGAAGUGUGAAAGAACCCGAAAAGUCCCGAAAAACGCGAGCACACAAGUCUAAGGCCGAUCCGAGAGGGUGGUACGAUGAAAAGAAUGAAGGGGAAAGUGAGGGGGGGUCAGUGGGGGACAGUGAUAUCGAGAGAGAGGACCGCACUGAUGAAGGUAAGAGCGGUGACGCUGAAGACGACGAGAAGAAAGAGGGCGAUGAGGAGGAGGAGGAGGAGGCCAAACCAUUUGAUAUACCCCGUGCCGGGAAGUUCUAUCACCACGACGACCGAUCAGCUGGUGGCGGUCGAGGAGGUGGUCCCGGACGCAGGAGAAGGCAACUGUGGGACGAAGAUGACGCGCAUAGAGCAGAAAAAUGGUCGCAUGAUAUGUUCGAGGAGCACGAGCGCACCAUGCCACCUAGACGAAACCGUAUGCAUGAAUAUAACGGUAGUAAUCAUGGUAGAUCAAGACAAACACACGGCAAUGGCUAUGAUGGUAAGUACAAGAAUGGAGAUCGGGAGGAGAGACACGGAAAUAAUCAGCGGGAGUCCAGGAAUAGUAGGGGUAGAGGCGGAGGCGGUCGAGGUGGUAAUAGUUCAGGCAACAAUAGGAACAACAACGCUACUGACACUACAAACCUUGACGGCGACGGUGAGUUCCCGCCUCUUGCGGAACCAAAGCAAGCACAGUGUAUCAUAGACGCGCUGCAAGACAACGUACAACCCGAGCGAACACACACUAAGAGGAAUAACGUGGAGAGCUGGCACAGUGUCAUGGUACCGGCAAACAGCACGCAGAGGCUUACAACUUUCAGUGGAUUUGGCGGUAGUAUGGUGAGUGACAAAGGCAGCGGCAAGAAGCCUCUACUAGUCCACGCCAAGGAAUAUAUAGAGGACGAUGAAGAACCGAGUGGCUGGAAACCUCAGAGAUAUUCUGAGGCGCGACCCGGUCUACAAGACAAAAUCAAGAACAAGAAUGCGAAAGCUGGACCCCUUUUACCAACGAAAGGGGCUACCGCACUGCCACAACAACAACCGCAAACAGAAGAACCGCAGUCCAAUGCUUCAGCAAAAAUACCGCAACAACAACAAACUCCACAACAGCAGGUGCAAUCGCCUUCAUCCCCGCUGCGAAGUCAUGAGCAGGAUAAACAGAGCGCACACGAAGCACCGCUGACACAGCCGUCAGUGGCGGACAAAAAGCUAACGCAGAAGCAGAAAAAACAGCAGAAGAACAGGGAGAAGAAGGAGCGUCUCAGAGAGGAGAAGAGACUACAAAAACAGUUGCAAGAGGCGACGAACUUGCCCGAGAAUUGGGGUGAUUCUGUCGGUAUUGGGAUGCCACCACCACAACAGAAUGCCAAUGAUUUAGGCUCACAGGUUAAUGCUAAGAAGGCACAGAGAAAAGAGGCGCAACAACAACAAAGGCUAAAGAACCAGAACCAGACUUCUCCUCAGCCAGACAUCGACCUGCAACAACAGCAGACUAUACAACUACUUCAGUUGCAAUUGCAACUGGAGCAGCAACAGCAGCAACAGCAGAGACGGUUCCAGAUCACCCAGCAAGGUUUGGUACAGCAAAUGGCUCAGCAGCAACAACUCCUGCUCUCGCAGCAGGCCAGGGCGGGCGAUGGAAACAGCGCCAUGGCCAGUAGUAAUACUAGCAAUUCUCACAACGGCGGCAACGGUCCACCUCCCAUUAGGUCCAUGCUGAAUGCUAAUGCUACGGAGUACGGGAGCGGGUUUAAUUCGAAUAAGUUCUUCACCGCAGGCAGGUUCAACGAUCGACCUAGCCCACUCCCGACGAACCAAUACAUGCCGUAUUCGCCUGCUGAUAUGAACACCAUGCCAUGGGCACAGUCUAAUGAUCUGGAUUUGUCGGCGGCCCAGUUCAUGUAUGCCAUGCAGCAGAGUGGUAUGAACAACUACCUCCCGCCUUCCUCGGACAAUAUGAAUGGCUUCAAUCCGUUAUCUAUGGCACAAUACGGAUCGAUGGGACCGUACAGCGCAAUAUCCGGGGGUUCUGGCGGCGUAGGCAUUGCCAGUGACUUAGGUCCACCCUCGUCUGACACUUUUGCGCCUAAUAGUAAUAAUCAGAAUCAGUUUGUACCGAACUUUGCGAUGCCAUUUGGUAACAACAGUGAUACGAUGAAUGCUAAUAGUAGAACAGCUAAUGAUGGGAGUGAUGGUGGACAGGGAGGCAAUACCAAUGUUAAUGCGGGCGCGUUUGUACCUGGGAGCUCGAUGCACUACCCUGCAAUGAAUACGAGGCGUGGUCAAGGACAGCCCCGUAAAGUUUUGACGAUAACUCCACCGCCGCAAUAGGGGUUUGCCAGUCCGGUCGUGUUCGGUUGCAAAUCUUGACUCGACUCGCAGAAGGUUGUGAGUUAGUAGGGGGUGUUGAGAGUGGGAAAGUUUUUAUAUAAAUAUGCAAUGAUUAGUUUG
Sphaeroforma arctica JP610 is the source of this 3153-nucleotide messenger RNA. RefSeq lists its product as hypothetical. Gene Ontology annotation, biological process: mRNA processing. NCBI's taxonomy places the organism in Eukaryota, Ichthyosporea, Ichthyophonida. The coding region runs from base 1 to 3033 and encodes 1010 amino acids. Gene Ontology annotation, molecular function: mRNA binding. Gene Ontology annotation, cellular component: exon-exon junction complex. The transcript has 7 exons. The record is from RefSeq and is a predicted model, not a curated record.